AUGGCAUCUGCCAGCUCCAGCCGGGCAGGGGUGGCCCUGCCUUUUGAGAAGUCUCAGCUUAUCCUGAAAGUGGUGUCAGCAAAGCCCAAGGUGCAUAGUCGUCAACCUCGAAUUAACUCGUUUGUGGAAGUGGCCGUGGAUGGACUCCCCAGCGAGACCAAGAAGACUGGAAAGCGAAUUGGGAGCUCCGAGCUUCUGUGGAAUGAGAUCAUCAUUUUGAAUGUCACAGCCCAGAGUCAUUUAGACCUGAAGGUCUGGAGCUGCCAUACUUUGAGAAAUGAACUGCUAGGCACCGCCUCCGUCAACCUCUCCAAUGUCCUGAAGAACAAUGGGGGCAAAAUGGAGAACACACAGCUGACCCUGAACCUGCAGACAGAGAACAAAGGCGGUGUUGUCUCGGGUGGUGAGCUGACAAUUUUCCUGGACGGGCCGACUGUUGAUCUGGGAAGCGUGCCUAAUGGCAGUGCCGUGACGGAUGGUUCACAGCCACCUUCGAGAGAAUCCAGCGGGACAACCGUUGCUCCAGAGAACCGCCACCAGCCCCCAAGCACAAACUGCUUUGGUGGGAGAUCCCGGACGCACAGACAUUCAAGUGGUUCAGCCAGACCAGCCACAGCAGCCGGCGAGCAGAGCCCCGGUACUAGCAGCCGGCACCACCAGCCCGUCAAGAACCCGAGCCACAGUGGCUUGGCCAAUGGCACAGUGAAUGAUGAACCCACUGCAACCACUGAUCCCGAAGAACCCUCUGUUGUUGGUGUGGCGUCCCCACCUGUUGCAGUGUCCAGUGUGACCCCGAACCCCACCACUGCGACUACCCCUGCCACGGCCACGCCGGCCGAAGGGGAGGAGCCCAGCACUUCAGGCACGCAGCAGUUCCCCGCAGCCGCCCAGGCCCCCGAUGCUCUGCCUGCUGGAUGGGAACAGCGAGAGCUCCCCAACGGGCGUGUCUAUUAUGUUGACCAUAACACCAAGACCACCACCUGGGAGCGGCCUCUUCCUCCAGGCUGGGAGAAACGCACAGACCCCCGAGGCAGGUUCUACUAUGUGGACCACAAUACCCGGACCACCACGUGGCAGCGCCCCACGGCCGAGUACGUGCGGAACUAUGAGCAGUGGCAGUCCCAACGCAACCAGCUCCAGGGCGCCAUGCAGCACUUCAGCCAAAGGUUCCUCUACCAGUCUUCGAGUGCUUCCACUGACCAUGACCCCCUGGGCCCGCUCCCUUCUGGCUGGGAGAAGAGACAGGACAACGGACGGGUGUAUUACGUGAACCACAACACACGCACGACCCAGUGGGAAGACCCUCGCACCCAGGGGAUGAUCCAGGAGCCGGCUCUGCCCCCAGGGUGGGAAAUGAAGUACACCAGCGAGGGGGUGCGCUACUUCGUGGACCACAACACCCGCACCACCACCUUUAAGGAUCCUCGCCCGGGGUUUGAGUCAGGGACGAAGCAAGGUUCCCCUGGUGCCUACGACCGAAGUUUUCGGUGGAAGUAUCACCAAUUCCGUUUCCUCUGCCAUUCAAAUGCUCUCCCCAGCCAUGUGAAGAUCAGUGUUUCCAGGCAGACACUUUUUGAGGAUUCUUUCCAGCAGAUCAUGAAUAUGAAGCCCUACGACCUGCGCCGCCGGCUCUACAUCAUCAUGCGUGGCGAGGAGGGCCUGGACUAUGGGGGCAUCGCCAGAGAGUGGUUUUUCCUCCUGUCCCACGAGGUGCUCAACCCCAUGUACUGUUUAUUUGAAUACGCCGGGAAGAACAACUACUGCCUGCAGAUCAACCCUGCCUCCUCCAUCAACCCCGACCACCUCACUUAUUUCCGCUUUAUCGGCCGAUUCAUCGCCAUGGCUCUGUACCAUGGAAAGUUCAUUGAUACAGGCUUCACACUCCCUUUCUACAAGCGGAUGCUAAACAAGAGACCGACCCUGAAAGACCUGGAAUCCAUUGACCCUGAAUUCUACAACUCUAUCGUCUGGAUCAAAGAGAACAACCUGGAGGAGUGCGGCCUAGAGCUGUACUUCAUCCAGGACAUGGAGAUCCUGGGCAAAGUGACAACCCACGAGCUGAAGGAAGGUGGAGAGAGCAUCCGAGUGACGGAGGAGAACAAGGAAGAGUACAUCAUGCUGCUGACCGACUGGCGUUUCACACGGGGUGUGGAAGAGCAGACCAAAGCCUUCCUGGACGGCUUCAACGAGGUGGCCCCCCUGGAGUGGUUGCGCUACUUUGACGAGAAAGAGCUGGAGCUGAUGCUGUGCGGCAUGCAGGAGAUAGACAUGAGUGACUGGCAGAAGAACACCAUCUACCGGCACUAUACCAAGAACAGCAAGCAGAUCCAGUGGUUCUGGCAGGUGGUGAAGGAGAUGGACAACGAGAAGAGGAUCCGGCUGCUGCAGUUUGUCACUGGGACCUGCCGCCUGCCCGUUGGGGGAUUCACCGAACUCAUCGGUAGCAACGGCCCACAGAAGUUUUGCAUUGACAAGGUUGGCAAGGAGACCUGGCUGCCCAGGAGCCACACCUGUUUCAACCGGCUGGACCUGCCGCCAUACAAGAGCUAUGAACAGCUGAAGGAGAAGCUGCUGUACGCUGUUGAGGAGACCGAGGGCUUUGGGCAGGAGUAA
Messenger RNA from Rangifer tarandus platyrhynchus (Svalbard reindeer), 2613 nucleotides. Lineage: Eukaryota; Metazoa; Chordata; Mammalia; Artiodactyla; Cervidae. The record is from the annotation of a GenBank genome assembly.